Messenger RNA from Chrysochloris asiatica (Cape golden mole), 1651 nucleotides. RefSeq names its product beta-1,4-N-acetyl-galactosaminyl transferase 1 (gene B4GALNT1). Gene Ontology annotation, cellular component: Golgi membrane. Gene Ontology annotation, molecular function: hexosyltransferase activity. Gene Ontology annotation, biological process: ganglioside biosynthetic process. The coding region runs from base 50 to 1651 and encodes 533 amino acids. The record is from RefSeq and is a predicted model, not a curated record. Lineage: Eukaryota; Metazoa; Chordata; Mammalia; Afrosoricida; Chrysochloridae. The transcript is spliced from 11 exons.
GGCGCAGACCCGACCGAAAGUGUGCCUUGGCAGUAGAGCGGUAGACAGGAUGCGGCUGGGCCGCAGGGCCCUUUGCGCGCUGGUCCUGCUGCUCGCCUGCGCCUCGCUUGGCCUCCUAUACGCAAACACCCGGGACGCGCCGGGCCUCCCAGCUCACUCUGCGCUGUGGGCGCCCCCGCAGGGCCUCCCCAAGCCCCAAUUGCCAGAUUUUGCUCCAGAUCCCCACUACGCACACAUCCCGGUCAGGAUCAAGGAGCAAGUGGUGGGGCUGCUGACUCAGAACAACUGCAGUUGUGAACCCAGUGGGAGGAGCGUUUCUUUUCCCUUCCAGAGGCAGAUCCGAGCCACUGACCUCACCAAAGCCUUUGACCCUCAAGAACUGAGGGCUGCCUCUGCCGCUAGGGAGCAAGAGUUUCAGGCCUUCCUUUCAAGGAGCCAGUCCCCAGCUGAUCAGCUACUUAUAGCCCCUGCCAAUUCCCCCCUACAGUACCCACUACAGGGUGUGGAGGUACAGCCCCUCAGGAGCAUCUUGGUGCCAGGGCUAAGCCUACAGGCAGCUUCCAGUCAGGAGCUAUAUCAGGUGAACCUGACUGCCUCCCUAGGCACCUGGGAUGUGGCAGGGGAAGUGACAGGAGUGAUUCUUACUGGAGAGGGUCAGGCGGAUCUCACACUUGCCAGCCCAGGGCUGGACCAGCUCAACAGGCAGUUGCAGCUGGUCACUUACAGCAGCCGAAACUACCAGACCAACACAGCAGACACAGUUCGCUUCUCCACUGAGGGACACGAGGCUGCAUUCACCAUUCGCAUCAGACACCCCCCCAACCCUCGGCUAUACCCGUCUGGGAUUCUACCCCAGGGAGCUCAGUACAACAUCAGUGCUCUGGUCACCAUCGCCACCAAGACCUUUCUUCGUUAUGACCGGCUACGGACUCUCAUCGCCAGCAUACGCCGCUUCUACCCAACGGUCACCGUGAUCAUCGCUGAUGACAGCGAGAAGCCAGAGCAAAUCAGCGGCCCAUACGUUGAGCAUUAUCUCAUGCCCUUUGGCAAGGGCUGGUUCGCGGGCAGAAACUUGGCCGUGUCACAAGUGACCACCAAGUAUGUGCUAUGGGUGGACGACGACUUUGUAUUUACCGCGCGGACACGGCUAGAGAGACUCGUGGAUGUACUGGAGAGGACGCCCCUGGACCUGGUGGGGGGCGCAGUGCGUGAGAUCUCAGGCUUUGCCACCACCUACCGGCAGCUGCUGAGUGUGGAGCCCGGUGCACCAGGACUUGGGAAUUGUCUCCGACAGAGGCGUGGCUUCCACCACGAGCUCGUUGGCUUCCCUGGCUGUGUGGUCACAGAUGGCGUCGUCAACUUCUUCUUAGCCCGAACGGAUAAAGUGCGGGAAGUUGGCUUCGACCCACGCCUCAGCCGCGUAGCCCAUUUGGAAUUCUUCCUGGAUGGGCUUGGUACCCUUCGAGUGGGAUCCUGCUCAGAUGUUGUUGUGGAUCACGCAUCCAAAUUGAAGCUUCCUUGGGUGUCAAGGGAUGCCAGGGCAGACAUUUACGCCCAGUACCGUUACCCAGGAUCACAGGAUGAAAGUCAGGUGGCCAAACACCGCCUGCUUUUCCUCAAACACCGGCUGCAGUGCAUGACCGUAGAGUGA